AUUCGGAGGCAGGGCUGGCUUCUCCCUCGCUCGCUGCUCCCCCGUCCCUUUUCGGUGCGUGUGUGCAAAGAUUAGGUUGCGAUCUGGCAGUGGGAGCUGCCUUCUCCACACUCUCUCCCGCUUUGCUCCACGGUAGCUGUGCUUCAGCAGGGAGCUUUCGAGACCAGCCGCGCUACGGGGAAGGGAAAGCCUCAGGAAGCAAAACCAAAGCGCACACAAGCGAGCCUCGCCAGGAUGGAUCAUUAUGACUCUCAACAAACCAAUGACUAUAUGCAGCCCGAGGACGACUGGGACAGGGAUCUACUUUUGGAUCCAGCUUGGGAAAAGCAGCAGAGAAAGACGUUUACAGCCUGGUGUAACUCUCACCUCCGCAAGGCUGGCACACAGAUUGAGAACAUAGAAGAAGAUUUCAGGGAUGGCCUUAAACUUAUGUUACUCCUGGAAGUCAUAUCAGGUGAACGUUUGGCUAAACCAGAAAGAGGCAAAAUGCGAGUGCAUAAAAUUUCAAAUGUGAACAAAGCCCUGGAUUUCAUUGCUAGCAAAGGAGUCAAGCUCGUAUCCAUUGGAGCAGAAGAAAUUGUUGAUGGGAAUGCGAAGAUGACCCUUGGAAUGAUCUGGACCAUCAUUCUUCGUUUUGCCAUUCAGGAUAUCUCCGUGGAAGAGACGUCUGCUAAAGAAGGACUUUUGUUGUGGUGUCAGAGGAAGACAGCCCCAUACAAAAAUGUGAACAUCCAAAACUUCCAUAUUAGCUGGAAGGAUGGCCUUGGCUUCUGUGCUUUGAUUCACAGACAUCGUCCAGAGCUCAUUGACUAUGGGAAACUAAGAAAGGAUGAUCCUCUCACUAACCUGAACACAGCUUUUGAUGUGGCUGAAAGGUACCUAGAUAUCCCCAAGAUGUUGGAUGCAGAAGAUAUUAUAGGCACGCUAAGGCCGGAUGAGAAGGCCAUUAUGACCUAUGUUUCAUGUUACUACCACGCCUUCUCAGGUGCGCAGAAGGCGGAAACAGCAGCCAAUCGUAUCUGCAAAGUGCUGGCAGUUAAUCAAGAGAAUGAACAGCUCAUGGAAGACUAUGAGAAGCUGGCCAGUGAUCUGCUGGAGUGGAUCCGUCGCACCAUACCUUGGCUGGAGAAUCGGGCACCAGAGAACACCAUGCAAGCCAUGCAGCAGAAACUGGAGGAUUUCCGAGAUUAUCGCCGCCUUCACAAGCCUCCCAAAGUUCAAGAGAAGUGCCAGCUUGAGAUCAACUUCAACACGUUGCAGACUAAGCUGCGGCUUAGCAACAGGCCAGCCUUCAUGCCUUCUGAAGGGAAAAUGGUCUCGGAUAUAAAUAAUGCAUGGAGUGGCCUGGAGCAGGCUGAGAAGGGCUAUGAAGAGUGGCUUCUGAAUGAUAUCCGAAGGCUUGAGCGGCUGGAGCACCUGGCUGGGAAGUUUCGGCAGAAAGCUUCCAUUCACGAAUCCUGGACAGAUGGUAAAGAAGCAAUGUUGCAGCAGAAGGAUUAUGAAACUGCUACCCUCUCAGAGAUCAAGGCUCUGUUAAAGAAGCACGAAGCAUUUGAAAGUGACCUAGCUGCUCACCAGGACCGUGUGGAACAGAUUGCUGCUAUUGCACAGGAGCUCAAUGAGCUGGAUUAUUAUGAUUCGCCAAGUGUCAAUGCCAGGUGCCAGAAAAUAUGUGACCAGUGGGAUAACCUGGGGGCUCUGACCCAGAAACGACGAGAAGCAUUGGAGAGAACAGAAAAAUUGCUGGAAACAAUUGAUCAGCUGUAUCUAGAAUAUGCCAAACGGGCUGCUCCUUUCAAUAACUGGAUGGAAGGGGCGAUGGAAGAUCUUCAGGAUACGUUCAUAGUGCAUACCAUUGAGGAGAUCCAGGGAUUGACUACAGCCCACGAACAGUUCAAAGCUACUUUGCCAGAUGCUGACAAGGAGCGACAGGCCAUCCUAGGAAUUCACAAUGAAGUGUCAAAAAUUGUUCAAACAUAUCAUGUCAACAUGGCAGGAACCAACCCCUACACCACCAUCAACCCACAGGAAAUCAAUAGCAAAUGGGACCAUGUGAGACAGCUGGUUCCCAGGCGGGAUCAGGCUCUGAUGGAAGAACACGCACGUCAGCAACAUAAUGAGAGACUCCGCAAGCAGUUUGGGGCUCAAGCCAAUGUGAUUGGACCCUGGAUCCAAACUAAAAUGGAGGAGAUUGGCCGCAUCUCCAUAGAGAUGCACGGGACUCUGGAGGACCAGCUCAAUCACCUGCGGCAGUAUGAGAAAAGCAUUGUGAACUACAAACCAAAGAUUGAUCAGCUGGAAGGAGAUCACCAACAGAUUCAGGAGGCGCUAAUCUUUGACAACAAGCACACCAACUACACCAUGGAGCACAUCAGAGUGGGCUGGGAGCAGCUUCUCACAACAAUUGCUAGAACCAUCAAUGAAGUGGAAAACCAGAUUCUGACCCGGGAUGCCAAAGGAAUCAGCCAGGAACAGAUGAAUGAAUUCCGUGCCUCCUUCAACCAUUUUGAUAGAGACCACUCCGGCACACUUGGCCCUGAGGAAUUCAAAGCCUGCCUCAUCAGCUUGGGUUACGAUAUUGGAAACGAUGCGCAGAAGAAGACUGGCAUGAUGGAUAGUGAAGAUUUCCGCACCUGCCUUAUCUCCAUUGGUUACAAUAUGGGUGAAGCAGAGUUUGCUCGAAUCAUGAGCAUUGUAGAUCCCAACCGCAUAGGAGUUGUCACAUUCCAGGCCUUCAUUGACUUCAUGUCCCGGGAAACAGCAGAUACUGAUACCGCUGACCAAGUUAUGGCCUCUUUCAAAAUCCUGGCUGGAGAUAAAAACUAUAUCACUGUGGAUGAAUUACGACGGGAAUUGCCUCCUGAUCAAGCUGAAUAUUGCAUUGCUAGAAUGGCACCUUACACUGGGCCGGAUUCUGUACCGGGUGCCCUGGACUACAUGUCUUUCUCUACAGCUCUCUAUGGCGAAAGUGACCUUUAACUACCACCUGUCUAUCUACCACACAUCCUUACUCUCUCCCAUCCAGGUGCACUUUUCUUUCUGUUUGCAAAGUGGGUUCUGCUUUGCCUUUAUUUUCCCUUCCUAUUUCCACUUCAGAUAACAGAUCCCAUUGGGGGAGGGAGCAGGGGGAGGGGAGAAUAUUGAAAUCAGUCUGUCAGGCCCCUGAAAAUAACAGUUUACAGAAUUAUUUUGUGCAAAAGAAAAAAAAGGUUACAUUUAAACAUAUUUUAUUAUAGAAAAAAGUAUUUUUCUCCAGGAUUGAAGCAUAAAUAGAAAAUUUUAAAAGUAUUACACAAAAUGUAUGAGGGGUUUUUCCCCUUGUUGCUUAGACAUAGGAAAUGGAGUUUAAUGUUUAAUGGAGUUUAUAUACCUAAGCCUUGCCCCACUGGUUCUUUCAACUUCCCCAUCUGUCUCUAUUUCCUUACCACAUUUUUUCCCAGUGGGGGAGGCACAUAAGGCAUGUAUUUCUGGUUCACUCAUUUCAUGAAAAUAUUGGACAAUAAAACUUUUUGAAAUUUCUGUGUUUUUUAGGGAGAAAAAUGUACACAGCUCAUGUUUUAAUAUUUAAUUAAAAUUACAAUAUGCCUACUAUGUGUUGUUGCUGAAAGUUGUCUGGUUUCCAAACAUGGCACUUGAAAGUUGGCAUCUUUGAUAUUGCUUGUCACAGACCAUAUUAAAAAAAAAAUAUUGUGAUAACAAACCUAGACUUCAUUCUUUUGUCUAGAUAACUGGUUUCAUUAUAUUUAGCUAUAAACAGAAAGACUUUUCAAAAUACAUUUGGUAGCUUGGGGUUUUUUUUGUAUAUUGUUCUGAUGUUAAUGUUUUUAUCUGUUUUCUUAAAUGCAAGACACCAAAGUGCUUUCUCCCCUCCCUUGCUUUGAAUUGUAUUGAUGUUUACAUGACUGGUUCAGAUGCUUCAAAUGAAGAUAACCUUACCACAGCCAAAUGUUACUUGGACCAAACAUUGCAUAUCUCUGGGUACUGCAGCUUCUCCCCCCCGCAGCAAUGAAAUAGUCCCCAUUCUGUUUAAAAGAAGUUCUAUCUAACAGCACAUUCCUAUGCCUGUUUACUUGGAAGUAAGCCCCAGGAUGUUUAAUGAGGCUUACUCCCAGUUAGGUAUGGGCACAAAUCCUUUUCAGCACAGUGGGAGCUACUUCUGAGUAAACAUGCAAAGCCUUUCACUAUUAGGCUGCAAUCCUAUGCAAAUGCAUCGAAUCAUAAGGCCAAUUUUUAAAAAUGCUGUCAUCUGACUUGAAUAACCAUCUUACCACCACCAAUCCCAGAAAUGGAAUGAAAGCAACCCCCCCCCAUGUAAAAUAUUGACUAAAAAAUCAAUUGUUCUUAAAAACAAUAAAUUUUGUGUGUUCAGUU
Hemicordylus capensis (graceful crag lizard) is the source of this 4371-nucleotide messenger RNA. It is a transcript of the gene ACTN1, whose product is annotated as actinin alpha 1. Gene Ontology annotation, cellular component: Z disc; plasma membrane; cortical actin cytoskeleton. Gene Ontology annotation, biological process: actin cytoskeleton organization; muscle cell development. The transcript has 22 exons. NCBI's taxonomy places the organism in Eukaryota, Metazoa, Chordata, Lepidosauria, Squamata, Cordylidae. Gene Ontology annotation, molecular function: calcium ion binding; actin filament binding. Bases 235 to 2979 code for a protein of 914 amino acids. The record is from RefSeq and is a predicted model, not a curated record.